Nilaparvata lugens (brown planthopper) is the source of this 2749-nucleotide messenger RNA. RefSeq lists its product as uncharacterized. Lineage: Eukaryota; Metazoa; Arthropoda; Insecta; Hemiptera; Delphacidae. The coding region runs from base 396 to 2507 and encodes 703 amino acids. The record is from RefSeq and is a predicted model, not a curated record. The transcript has a single exon.
UAAUCAUACAUCAUGCAAUGCUUGAGAAAUUUGUAAACAUUACAAAUUAGAUAAGAGCAUUAAAAUGAUUUACCAGAAUUCUUAUCAAAAGAUGAAAUAAUACGGUAUUGCUGACGGUAUGAAACAUUCUAUUGUGUGAAACUGAUUCAAUAGAGGGAAAAAAUGGACCCAGAGGCUGACUAAUUGGUAAUUUUUCAUCAUCAAUCAAUUAAUCAAUUAUUUAUCAGCAGUCAUUUCUGUAAAAUAUUAUGGAGGAAGAUAAAAUUGAUUUGUAAAAUUACAACUACUUUUAAUUAGAUAUAAGAUGAUUUUACAAUAUAUUGACGUAUUAGUCAUUGAUUAUAGACAAGAAUAGAACUUGUCUAAUUGUGCUGGCGGAAUUGAGGACACAUUAAAUGGAUUCUCAAAAGAAAUGUUCGACAAAUGCUGCUGUUUUCGAAAAAAAUCCCAUUUCCUGUGAAGAGGAAUCCAGAGAAACACAAAUAACAGAGAUUACGGGCAGUGUUGAAGCUCAAGGCGAUUCCUCUUCCAACAAAUGUGACAACAUUAAAUUGGAUCCCCUUGAGAACUGGAGACAAUGGAAUGAUGAGAGGAUAAAGCUCAGCAAACAUUUGGCCUGGUCUCUCGACAAGAAGCCAGAUAGUUUAAUAAUGGUGAAAGUUGACAACAAACAUUUCAACUCCACCAACAGCGAGCUGAUUGACAAAGCUGAAAAAUAUGUGACAUUUGAUAAGAGUCGUGGUGAUCCAAAGUUCUGGACUACUCCGAAUUACAUAUACGAUAAGAAAACUCGAUUGCCUGUUAACUGUUCAGCGAGCGAACAUUUCGAUCGAACUCAGCCUUUAUCCAACUCACCACCAACCAUGCAAUACGUGAAAGUUCCACCGGAAAUUGAAAUUGAAAUGGGAUCUGGUGAGUUUAGAAGUAUGAAAAGUAACAAGUUCCAUCAAUGCGACUACUUGAACGAAAGGAGACGCGAGCUGAAGGCGAAUAUAGAUCUAAUUGAAGAGUUCAAGCCAAACUUGGAUGAGCUUUUUAUCAGAGGACAUGCCAUUAAGCCACCAAGUGAGCAACUGAAAGAGAAAGAUUCCACAGCUAAAGGGCCACUUAUCGUCAUCGAAGACUUCAAUUCAAAUAGAGAUGAAUGCAGCAAGAUUUGGAAACUUAAGAGAAAUGUAUCCGGAUAUAAAUUAAAGAAGCGUUGUAGACCUGGAAUGAAACAUAAAAAGAAAGUGAAAAUCAACGAUUGUUUGAUUGUUAUUAGCAUUGACGGACUGACGUAUGAUUCGAGUAAGAAAACACCUCUCUCGCGACAACCUUUACAUAAUGAAAUACUAUUGUCUGGUUGUUGGACGAACGAGCUGAAUAAAAAAGAAAUACAUCUUGAAAAUUCGGGGUGCAUCACUAUUAGAUAUUGGUUCACAAAUAAUUCUCCUCUAAAUGAUCCCAACCAUUUCUGCUGUAUGAAUCCAAGUUCUAGAUCUUUCAACAGAUUCUAUUUCCCAACCAAUAGAUUUGUUCUCUCUCCAGGACAAAAAGCUGCAAUCCCGUUCUACUUCUUCACGAGAGAACCGGGUGUUUACAAGGAGAUAUGGGAGUUGCGGAGCAUUCCAAAGUUAUUCGCACAUCAAACUGUUCAUAUCAAUUUGGUGGGAUCUGCAGUGCAACGCAGUAAGAGCUCCGUAUAUUUGAGUCACAUCGAAAAGCAUGUCGGCAGCUCUCAGAAAAAAGAGCAGUCGCUCCCAACAGUUGUGCAGGAAAUGACUUCUGAAACAAUGUGUGCUGAACUGUAUAGCGAUUAUCGUAGAUUGUUCAACGAAGAGGAAAUAUUCGUUUCCAAAAAUCGAGAACAAAUCUAUCGUAAAAGCUUAAUGAAAAUCUUACAAGGAGUGAGCAAACAGGCAACUGGGAGAACUUGGAGUCAUUCUAUAAACACUCUGAGGAGCGAUAUUCUAGAUUCCACACUUGCACUUGAAGAGAAAAGAACUCUUCUUGAUACUCUAUCGCAUGCUUUGAAAGACCGAGAAAGUCUCACAAAAAUUCCAUUAAAUUGUUUGAAUGAGCGAUACAAUGCUGUUUAUCAAAUCCUGUGUUGUGCUUUGAAUCAUAUUGAAGAGGAUUCUGAAGAUAUCAGAGCAACAUUGAAAAUCAACUAUUCAUCCAGGAGAGAUUCAGAAAUUAAUUGCUCGAUUAAACUGUCAGACUCAACUGGUCAGUCAACACUAAAAACUUUGGACAGUUCUGGAUAUCAUCCAGGAUCUAACAAGUCACAGAGCAUCUUAUCUCAGAGGAUUGAGCCAAGCAGUUCAAAUGAACAGAAUAAUGUUGAGGGUCAAAUUCCAUCCGUUCAAUUGGAAACAUUUAGAGAUCACAAAUUCAAAACUAUGAUUCGUAACAAAACUUACCAACGACUCUGUACUGCUGCUAGUGAAAUUGAAAACUUGAUGAUUUCUUAUGAUUUGAUUAGAAAUAAGGAACUACCGAAGACCGGAGCAGCAAGGAAAUGAGUUAACGAUUCAGAAAAAGAUUUUACCAGAAAUGAGUUUAUUGGUUGCUGUUAUAACAAUGUAUGAAAUGAUUCUAAUCUGAGCUGUUACUCCUUCCUUUGAAAUUGAACAUUGACUUCCAUAAUCAUUCACUGUAUUUAUUUUGUUUUUACACAUUUUAUUUCUAUUUUAUCUUCAUUUGUUGUUGUUUAUGGCAAAAGUAUAAAAUGUGGAUGGCCUUAGUAAAUGCAUCAUGAAUAAUG